CUUGGGGCGCGCGGCGCCCGGACUAAAAUCGCCGCGGCGACGUGUCAUGAAUUAGUGGUAGGCGGCGAGGUGCUGGGGCCACGUCCGGCGCGAGACGGCGAGGACCGCCUCGAGGUCGAUGGUUGUCGCGCGGCCGAGGCGCCGGUCGUCGUCGCCCGCGAAGAUGAGGCUCAGGAACGAGCGGCCCAGGGCCUGGGCGCCGAACUUGUUCAUUGGCUGUUGCUGGCGCUAGGGCACCAAAUCCGGGUCGUUUGGCGCCGC
Molecule: messenger RNA, 261 nt
Organism: Pelagomonas calceolata
Lineage: Eukaryota; Pelagophyceae; Pelagomonadales; Pelagomonadaceae
Source: the annotation of a GenBank genome assembly